Messenger RNA from Nothoprocta perdicaria, 2190 nucleotides. RefSeq names its product lysyl oxidase like 4 (gene LOXL4). The record is from RefSeq and is a predicted model, not a curated record. Gene Ontology annotation, cellular component: membrane. Bases 1 to 2190 code for a protein of 729 amino acids. NCBI's taxonomy places the organism in Eukaryota, Metazoa, Chordata, Aves, Tinamiformes, Tinamidae. The transcript is spliced from 13 exons. Gene Ontology annotation, molecular function: copper ion binding; DNA ligase activity; protein-lysine 6-oxidase activity. Gene Ontology annotation, biological process: peptidyl-lysine oxidation.
AUGGCCACGUCGGGUGCCACCAGCCCUGCGCUGCUGCCGCCGCUGCUGCUGCUGCUGCUGUGGCGGGCGGCCCCCAGCACGCAGGACGCGGCCCCCCCGCAGCUGCGGCUGCGGCUGGCGGGGCCGCGGGGGCCCCAGGGCGAGGGCCGCCUCGAGGUGCUCUACCAGGGCCGCUGGGGCACCGUGUGCGACGACGGCUUCGACUUCCGCGUGGCCACCGUGGCCUGCCGGCAGCUGGGCUACGCCGCGGCCAUCACCUGGACCCACAGUGCCACCUACGGCCAAGGGGAAGGCCCCAUCUGGCUGGACAACGUGCAGUGCGCGGGCAGCGAGGCCUCGCUGGGCGAGUGCGCGCACAACGGCUGGGGCGCGAGCGACUGCCACCACGGCGAGGACGUGACGGAGGGCGCCGUGGAGGUGAAGGUGGCCGGGCGCUGGCGGCCGGUGUGCGGCGCCGGCUGGACGCGCAACAACAGCCGCGUGCUGUGCGGCAUGCUGGGCUUCCCCCGCGAGGUGCCGCGCGGCGACAGCCUCUCCAGGAAGCUCUGGAACAGGAAGCUGCAGGACCCCGGCUCCAGCCUGAGCAACGUGAGCGGGCAGCAGCCCUGGUGGGAGCAGCGGGUGCAGUGCCGCGGCUCGGAGCCCCACCUGUCCCGCUGCGCCGCGCGCCCGGCACUGCCCGCCUGCCCCCGCGGCGCCGUGCCCGCCGUCGUGCGCUGCGCGCCCGGCCCCGCCGCCGCGCCGCCCCGCAGGAGCCCCCCGGAGAAGGUGGGUCCCACCGCGGCCCCGUGUCCCCCCCGUGUGGCACCCCAUGCACUCACGGGUGGCUCCCUGCAGCAGGGCCUGCGCGUGCGCCUGCGCGCCGGCACCCACGCCGCCGAGGGCCGCGUGGAGGUGCUGCGCCACGGGCAGUGGGGCACCGUGUGCGACAAGCAGUGGGACCUGCUGGCGGCCAGCGUGGUGUGCCGGCAGCUGGGCUACGGCUCUGCCAAGCAGGCGCUGGCGGGCGCGCGCAUGGGCCAAGGCCUGGGGCCCAUCCACAUGAGCGAGGUGCRCUGCGGCGGCCACGAGCGCUCCCUGGGCGAGUGCCGCUUCCGCGAGGCCGAGCACAGCGGCUGCGGGCACGAGCACGACGCCGCCGUCCGCUGCCACGUGCCCCGCACGGACUUGCAGAGCCAGGUGCGGCUGGYGGGGGGCCGCAGCCCCGAGGAGGGYGUCGUGGAGGUGCUGGUGGCCGAGCGGGGCACGUACAAGUGGGGCGCCGUGUGCGGCGCCCAGUGGGGGCUCAACGAGGCCAUGGUGGUGUGCAGGCAGCUGGGGCUGGGCUUCGCCAGCCAUGCCCUCCAGGAGACGUGGUACUGGGCCGGCAGCGCCGACGCCGCCGAGGUGGUGAUGAGCGGCGUGCGCUGCGUGGGCACCGAGCCGGCRCUGCAGCAGUGCCAGCGCCAUGGCCCCGUGCACUGCCCCAGCGGCGGCGGGCGCUUCUCGGCCGGCGUCGCCUGCACCCGCCACGCCCCGGACCUGGUGAUGAACGCGCAGCUGGUGCAGGAGACGGCCUACCUGGAGGACCGGCCGCUGGCGCUGCUCUACUGCGCCCACGAGGAGCACUGCCUGUCCCRCUCGGCCGAGCGCAUGCACUGGCCCCACGGCCACCGGCGCCUGCUCCGCUUCUCCUCGCAGAUCCACAACCUGGGCACGGCCGACUUCCGACCGCGCAUGGGGCGGCACGCCUGGACCUGGCACCAGUGCCACCGGCACUUCCACAGCAUCGAGGUCUUCACGCACUACGACCUGCUGACGCUCAACGGCUCCAAGGUGGCCGAGGGCCACAAGGCCAGCUUCUGCCUGGAGGACACCAACUGCCCCGAGGGGCUGCAGCGGCGCUUCGCCUGCGCCAACUUCGGUGAGCAGGGCGUGAGCGUGGGCUGCUGGGACACCUACCGGCACGACAUCGACUGCCAGUGGGUCGACAUCACCGACGUGCCGCCCGGCAGCUACACCUUCCAGGUGGUGGUGAACCCCACGCAUGAGGUGGCCGAGUCGGACUUCUCCAACAACGUGAUGCGGUGCCAGUGCAAGUACGACGGGCAGCGUGUGUGGAUGCACGGCUGCCACACCAGCGAUGCCUACGGYGCCGACGUGGUCAGCGAGCUGGAGCGGCGGGAGCGCCUGGCCAACAACCUCGUGUGA